UAUAUAUGCACCUCCUGCGGCCGUGCUGAUACAAUACUCCUACACCUUGUGCUAGCUAUAGCUCUUGUUUUGCUGUUCAUCGUCAAGCUGAUUGGCGUGCUCCUGUUGGCAUCAAUCGACCGACAGACCGGCAAUGGACGGCUGCCGGGAUGGAUUCUCCGGCGACUUCAUGGUGCUGCGGCCGGACAAGGGCGGCGUCCGCAGCCUCCUCCACCUGCUGCGCUGCAGCGACGUCGGCGCCAGCGACGCCGUCGACUGCGCCCCUGGCGAGGAGGUGGUCCUAGACCGGUGGCGCCGGUGGAUCAUCUUCCUCUCCGUCGUGGCGCAGAUGCUGCUGCUGUGGGUGAAGACACCCUUGGCCAAGCUCGGGAGCGCCGUCGAGUACUGGAUGAACCUCAUCACGGACAAUGGCGGCGGCGUGCUCAAGCUUAUUAGAAACGCCAUGCAAGGCAAAUUACGAAUUCCGGACAGAGAGUCCCCCAACUAUCGAUCGCUCAUUGGACUCAUCGACAUGAGAGUCGAACUGGACAAGAAGAUCAAGCCAGAGGAUGGCAGUUACCUCGCUGCUCUGGGUAUUAUGGCCUCCAAACUAGCCUACGAGAACGAGCUGGUCAUCAAGAACGUCGUCGAAAAACACUGGCACAUGAAAUUCCUCGAGUUCUUCAACUGCUGGAACGAAUUCCGAGGGGAUCAAGGCGAUUACACGACGCAGGCCUUCAUGUUCGCCGACAAGCCGGCCGACGCCGACCUCGUCGUGGUGGCGUUUCGCGGCACGCAGCCGUUCGACGCGGAGGAUUGGUGCACGGACGUGGACAUCUCGUGGUACGAGAUCCCUGAGGUGGGCAAGGUCCACGGCGGCUUCAUGAAGGCACUCGGGCUGCAAAAGAACGCCACCGGCUGGCCGGCGGAGAUCAAGGCGACCAAGGACCGGCCGUUCGCCUACUACGCCGUCCGAGACGCGCUGAAGAAGUCCCUAGAGGCCAAUCCGCGUGCCCGGUUCGCGGUGACCGGCCACAGCCUGGGCGGCGCGCUCGCCGUGCUGUUCCCGGCCAUCCUCGCCCUACACGGCAAGCACGACCUGCUCGCCAGGCUCCACGGCGUGUACACGUACGGGCAGCCGCGCGUCGGUGACGCGCGGCUGGGGGAGUUCGUGGAGCAGCACCUCGACACGCCGGCGGCGAGGGGGAGGUACUUCCGGUUCGUCUACUGCAACGACAUCGUGCCGAGGGUGCCGUUCGACGGCCUCUUCAAGCACUUCGGCCGGUGCAUCUACUUCGACGGCUACUAUAGGGCGCGGGCCAUGGAGGAGGAGCCCAACAAGAACUACUUCUCGCUUGCGUUCGUGGUGUCCAAGUACGUGAACGCGGCGUGGGAGCUCGCCCGGGGGCUCGUUAUCGGACACGUGGACGGGGCGGAGUACGUGGAGGGGUGGACGAUGAGGGUCGCCCGGGCGGUCGGGCUGAUCAUCCCCGGCCUGCCGGCCCACGCGCCGCAGGACUACGUGAACGCCACCAGACUCGGGGCCGCGUCGCUCGACCUGCUUCUCCGUGACCAUUAAUUGGUUACUACGUAUAGGCCAUACAAUCCAACUUUGGUUGUUUAGCCGUAGUGCGAGAGAUCCAUGGAAAUUGGUUACAUGUCAACCAUUGUUGAUGUUCGAUGAAAUCUGCGUUCGAGCAUUUCCAUGAUUCUUGCAUUCUUCAUGCCACUCCCACCAUAAGUGUUAUUCCCUCCGUUCAUUUUUAUAAGUCGUUUCAGACAAAUGAAAUUGAGCUGUUUUACAUAGUGUCUGAAACAUCUACAAAGCCUUAUAAAAGUGAACAGAGACAGUAGCUGAUUUUAUAGGCCAGUGGAUUUUUUUUUUCAACCAAAAAAAGGAACUCAAUCAUGAUUCAAUCGCGCCCGGCCAAGUGUAUCAUAAUUAAGGGCGGUAUUUUUUCAAGGAGAAACACAAUUUAUUAAUCAAGUGGCGGCCAAGUCUGCCAUACAAAAACCAGAAAUCUCAUCGGGUCUUGAACGGAGCCACACCGCAGUGCGCUUCUAUGUUCUGUCAAAGUUUGCUAAUAAUGACUAACUGAUUGCUUGACUAAGAAUUCUCUACCCUCUUGAAGGAAUGAUUUUUCUUUCUUUCACCAUCAUCGUAUGCGUCGAUCUAGCCUCAUCCAUGCUCAUGAUCAUCUUAACCACAUCCAUGCAACCGGUAUGAAAAAAAAAUCACAGAUUUAAGAAAAAAAGAAAACAGAAAAAGAAGAAGAAAAACCGGUGGGAGUAAAACUGGAAAUGUGCUGACCCAGUUGAAAGCAGAGCUCGAGAAGAAAAAGGGAGAUCCCAGGUCUCCUGGAUUAGGUUUAGCGAAGCCAGCAAUUGGGUAAGCGUCGGGCUAGUGUUGAAUACUAGGGUGCGGUGUACUUAUAGGGAAAAGAGCCGGUUUUCCAUUUUUUUAGGUUUUCUGCUUUUUGUUUUCCAUUAUUUUUCAUUGGUUCUUGUUUAUUUCUUUCUCCAUUUUCGUAGUUUUUUCUUUUUCUUCAGUUUUCCUUUAUUACUUUUCCCGGUUCUAAUUGUUUUUUUUUCACUUUUCUUCUUUUCUCUUGGGUUUCACUGGUUUACUAUACACAUGUAUGGUAUAUAUUUAAUACAUUACUUGAACACACAUUUAAUAUUUUUUAAAUUCUUGAUUAACAUUUAUCAAAUAUCUGAUUAACAUUUUCUAAACACAUGGUCAACUUUUUUUCUACACACAUUUAACAUACUUUUAAAC
Molecule: messenger RNA, 2758 nt
Organism: Aegilops tauschii subsp. strangulata
Lineage: Eukaryota; Viridiplantae; Streptophyta; Magnoliopsida; Poales; Poaceae
Product: triacylglycerol lipase OBL1-like
Biological process (GO): lipid metabolic process
Molecular function (GO): triacylglycerol lipase activity
Source: RefSeq, a predicted model, not a curated record